Molecule: messenger RNA, 1317 nt
Organism: Phragmites australis (common reed)
Lineage: Eukaryota; Viridiplantae; Streptophyta; Magnoliopsida; Poales; Poaceae
Product: RING-H2 finger protein ATL67-like
Exons: 1
Coding region: 390-995 (201 amino acids)
Biological process (GO): protein ubiquitination
Molecular function (GO): transferase activity
Source: RefSeq, a predicted model, not a curated record
GUGACAAGUCGUUCUCCUACCAUCACCCAUCGCAGCUUGAGCCGGGCCGAGCCGAGCAGCGCAGCAGGAGGAGAGCAUCCCCGACCCCGUCCCCCGCCAUUACUCCUCGCCGUCCCUCUUCCCCGGCAAUAAAUGCAGCCGCUCGAGCCGCGCACCCACCCCCGCCAGAUCUAAGCUCCGCGACAACGCGAGAAAGGGGAAAAAAAUAGCACCACGCCACCACGCACAUUUACUCCCCUCCGCCCCACCACUCGGGUGCGCCUCGGUUCGAUCGAGUUCGAUCCACCAGACCACCACCACCGUGCGCGAGCACCGCCAAUGCCAUUCCGCGGCUCCCUCGCCACUAGGGACUCGCUACUUCCGCCGCCGCCGCCGCGGGCAGAACCGCGAUGUCGUCGCCCUCCCUCCUCUCCUCGCUCUCCAACCUCGGCCUCGGUUAUUCCAUCGCUAUCGCGCUCGGCUUCCUCGUCCUGCUCGCCUCCCUCCUCCUCGCGUCCUACUUCUGCUGCCGCCGCGGUGGCGGGGACCAUUGGGCCGGGUGGUACCCCUCGGGGGCCAUCACUUCGGCCUCCAGCUCGGGCCACCUCUCCAUCACCGUCCCGCGGGUGCUCUUCGUCGCGGAGGGGUCAGAGUCCCCCGACGCAGCCUACUCCUCGUCAGCCGCCGUGGCAUCGUCCCCCGUGGGGCUCGACCCAGCCGCCAUCGCGUCCUACCCCAAGGUCCCGUUCUCCAGCAGGGCCGCGGGCACCGAGGCUGACGCCAUGUGCUCCAUCUGCCUCAGCGAGUAUAGGGAUGGCGAGAUGCUGCGCGUGAUGCCCGAGUGCAGGCACAGGUUCCACGUCGCGUGCCUCGACGCCUGGCUGCGCCGGAGCGCGUCGUGCCCGGUCUGCAGGUCCUCGCCCAUCCCGACGCCCACCGCUACGCCGCUCGCGACGCCGCUUUCGGAGCUCGUCCCGCUCUCGCAGUACGCCGCCGACCGGAGGCGCAGAAGGUGAUGGAUGUGAGUUGCCACAUUGGUGCAACACUGUGCUCUUCACUAUUACCCUCCUUUGUAGCAAAUCUUUUUACGUUUAAGGGUGUAAAGUUAGUGGCUUGCUUGAUUGGUCAUGAGGGCUUUGGGGGAUGUUUCAGUUUCACUCUGAGGGUGUGUUUAGGACAUCUAAGGAAUUGUUUGGUUUGGCAAUCAAAAUCGCCUUGAGUAAAUUUUGUAAUGUAGAGGUAGAUGAUGGAGUAAAGGAUAGUGUAAAUACAUCGUUGCUGGUUUCAAUAUGCACAGUACCUUCUUAUGAUACGGCAAAUACUUUAUGUGCUACGGAA